AUGACAGCCGCACCGGAACAAGUUCCUGUCGGAUGCGGACUGUGCAGCAACCCUUCAGCUUUAUUGGCUUGCCAGAGGUGCAAGACCACAUUGUUUUGCGAUGCAGUUUGCCAGAAGCGCGCGUGGCCGGUGCACAAACUAAACUGCGAGACUCUGGAGGAUCGUUUUGCCAAGUACGACAAGGAGCAGGACCAGCUCGAACAAGAGGAGAUCGACAGAACAUGCCUGCACCAGCGAGAAGUCGAAGAAGCUGCGGCAAAGGAGGAAGAAAUGGCAGCAACGCUGGAGGCCUUCUUCAGCCGUGGCACCUCCAAGAAGAAGGCAGAGUCUAAACGACCAGACUGGCUUCCUCGAAAGGAGGAGGUUCCUGAGCCUGAAGAAGAGCUCCAACAGAAGGCUGCGCCGGUACAGCAGAGUGGCAAAGUCACAGAAGGCAUUUGCAGAGAGACUUGCUAG
This is a messenger RNA of Symbiodinium sp. CCMP2456, 456 nucleotides long. The record is from the annotation of a GenBank genome assembly. NCBI's taxonomy places the organism in Eukaryota, Dinophyceae, Suessiales, Symbiodiniaceae.